AGCACACAUCAUGGAAGCCUAACUUGACGAGUACAGUAUGUCGAGACGAGCUUUCCUCAGACAACAUCAGGCUCUGCAGUGUUUGGGAACAGGGCUCGGUUGUUCUGUACUGUUGAGAUCUAUCGCUACUCACAGGCUGCCUCCUCACGCAGAUGAAGCGUCACUUUAUGUCCAUUGGCCAUAUUGCCUGAAAAGAUGCUCUUACUGCAACUUCAACAAGUAUAUUCCUCGGAGUCAAAACCAUGCGGUCAUGACAGAAUGUCUGCAGAAAGAGACACAAACCUUACUGCAACUCAGCCAAGUGUCCCGGAUCAGCUCAGUGUUUUUUGGAGGAGGAACACCUAGUUUGGCUCAGCCCUCCACGAUCGCCGCUGUCUUGGAGACUGUUUUCAAAAACGCCCAUCUCUCAGAUGAUGCAGAGGUCACUCUGGAAGUGAAUCCUACACCUGCUGGAAAAGCUAGUCUGAAGGACUUCAUGUUAGCAGGAGUUAACCGGUUUUCUGUUGGAAUUCAGUCACUGAAUGAUGAUCACCUGAGGACACUAGGGAGGGAUCACAACUCCCUGGAUGCUCUCCGGACAGUGUCAGAGGCCAGGACGCUCUGCCCGGGACGUGUGUCUGUAGAUGUCAUGUUUGCUCUUCCGGGUCAAAGCGUAAAGUCAUGGGAGAGUGAGCUGGAGAAAUUGCUGCCGGUUUGUGACGAUCAUGUUUCACUGUAUCAGCUGACUUUGGAAAGGGGUACCCAGCUUUUUAAACAGGUUGAAACCGGGGAACUAAACGUGCCUGGUGACGAUGUCACUGCUGACAUGUACGAAUCAGCACGCAGAGUUUUAGAGAAGGCUGGGUUUUGCCAGUAUGAGGUGUCCAACUUUGCCAAAAAUAACGCUGUCAGCGAACACAAUGUCGGGUACUGGAGGGGACAUCAGUACAUCGGUGUAGGCCCAGGGGCUCAUGGGCGCUUUGUGCCGCGUGCAGUGGGAGGAGCUCAGAGGGAAGCACGAACCCAGACUUUAGAGCCAGAUGUUUGGAUACGAGAGGUUCAGCGCCACGGUCACGGGACGCGCCGUCGGAUACAGCUUGACCACCGUGGCCUGCUGGAGGAGGUUUUGGUCAUGGGUCUGCGUAUGAAUGAAGGAAUCACCCUGCAGCACUGGGAGUUAUUCAGCCCAGAAGCUGACCUCCAACACAUUUUUGGGAUGUCAGAAAACGUCCAGGAAUUGCAAGCAGGCGGGCUUCUAAUGCUUAAUGACAGGGGUUUGCGGUGUUCCUGGGAAGGAUUAGCGUUACUGGACAGCAUCUUACCCACAAUGCUGCUAGAAUUAGAGACGUUUUUCCAAAGCAGGGUUUCUGUACAUCAGCAGGAACACAGACUUUUACAGACCGUUGACCGAUGACCGUUUACAUCGGAGAAACAUGAGACAGAGAUAAUGGGUAAUAAGGUAAGCAUGAAGCAAAUGCAUCCAUGAUUGAAGAAGUUUACUCUUGAAGAAGGAACGUGUGUCAAUGAC
This is a messenger RNA of Rhinichthys klamathensis goyatoka, 1507 nucleotides long. It is a transcript of the gene rsad1, whose product is annotated as radical S-adenosyl methionine domain containing 1. Gene Ontology annotation, molecular function: coproporphyrinogen oxidase activity; 4 iron, 4 sulfur cluster binding. Gene Ontology annotation, cellular component: cytoplasm. Gene Ontology annotation, biological process: porphyrin-containing compound biosynthetic process. The transcript is spliced from 9 exons. Lineage: Eukaryota; Metazoa; Chordata; Actinopteri; Cypriniformes; Leuciscidae. Bases 38 to 1393 code for a protein of 451 amino acids. The record is from RefSeq and is a predicted model, not a curated record.